Synchiropus splendidus (mandarinfish) is the source of this 748-nucleotide messenger RNA. It is a transcript of the gene cdca9, whose product is annotated as cell division cycle associated 9. The record is from RefSeq and is a predicted model, not a curated record. The coding region runs from base 1 to 687 and encodes 228 amino acids. Gene Ontology annotation, biological process: mitotic sister chromatid segregation. Gene Ontology annotation, cellular component: chromosome, centromeric region; chromosome passenger complex; spindle midzone. NCBI's taxonomy places the organism in Eukaryota, Metazoa, Chordata, Actinopteri, Syngnathiformes, Callionymidae. The transcript is spliced from 10 exons.
AUGCCGGCGAGGAGGAAGAAGAACGCGGCAAGCGUGGAGAAGCAGGAGCGGCUGAUGCGCCAGCAGCGCCUCAAGCUGCUGGUCCAGCAGUAUGAGGCGGAAGCCCAGCAGCGGGUCCUGGAGGUGCAGAGCCGGCUGGAGGACCUGCUGGCGAGUGUGGACCGGGUGUUCGAGGUAGAGCUGAUGAAGAUCCCGCCCAAGCUCCAGAGCAGCUCCAUCAUGGAUCACAUGGGGGAGCGGGAAACGGCGAGCGACGUGCCCAUCGCCCUGGAGGUGGAGUUGUCGGGUCUGCAGAAAUCCCAGAGGACACGCAGCAGGAAAGGUUGGUCUGCGGCGGCACAGAAACCCCUGAGCAAGAGCACGGCGGGAGCCAAGGGGGGCAGGAAGGCCAAAGCAUUGUCCAGCAGCAUCAGCAGCGGGAACCUCGGCUGCCAGAAGAAGAGGAGCUAUGACACCGUUCAAAGCAAGCCCAAGCUCAGGUCCACUGUGUCAACGGGAGACCUCCACUGUUCGGCAGGCGGGUCCAUGGCUCACAUCAGCGUCACCACGGCUCUGGGGCAGACCGUCUGCAUUUCCGAGGAGACCAAAGACGAGAUCGACAUGGAGCUGCUGGACGACGUUGCGCUGUUUCAGAUCCAGAAACUGGCGAAGCUGAUGUCCAAACUGUCAGCCAAAGCCCAACGAUGACCUGUCGGCCUCUAACUUCUUUUAAAUGUGCUGUAAUGAGAAUAAAGUGAUUUUGAAUGGA